AUGGAGCGAAAAAAUGUAUCCAGAACUCCCCAGUUGAAACCUCCUUUCACUCUUGGUGAUGUUAAGAAAGCAAUUCCCCCUCAUUGCUUUGAGCGUCCUGUUCUUCGCUCUUUCUCAUUCCUUCUCUUUGAUGUCGUCAUGUUAUGCUCCCUUUUCUGCAUUUUCGCAAAAUUUAUCAUUACAGAGCAGUCUCGGUUUUAUUUCCUUGUGUAUAUGGUCAUGUACUCACAGCUUCAAGGCUGUGUGUUCUCUCGGUUUUGGAUCAUAGGCCAUGAAUGUGGUCAUAAUGCUUUUAGUGACUACAGAUGGCUGAAUGACACAGUCGGAUUCAUCGUCCACUCCUUCCUCCUGUUUCCUUACUUCUCAUGGAAGUACAAUCACCGUCGUCACCACUCCAGAACAGGACAUCUGCACAAAGAAGAAUUCAACGGCCCAAUGCUCAAGUCUGAGGUUCCCUUAAUUUUCAAGCACCUGAUCACGAAUCCUGCAACAAGAUUCUUGGUUACUUUCAUAGUUUUAGCUUUUGGUGUGCCUCUAUACUUGCUUGUCAACUUUCGUGGUCGAGCUUAUGAUCGAUUUGCCUCCCAAUUUGAUCCCUAUAGUCCCAUGUUUUCACGUAACCAACGCGCUCAAGUCUUUGUUUCUGAUGCUGCAUUUCUGACCAUGGUCUAUGCACUGUACAAACUUGUUUCAUUGAAAGGCUUUGCAUGGGUUGCUUGUGCUUACGGAGGACCAUACCUAGUUCAGACUUCUAAUGUCUUCCUAGUAGCUAUACUUCAACACACGCACCCUUUCGUACCUUUCUACGAUUCCAGUGAGUGGGAUUGGCUAAGGGGAUCUCUGGGUACCAUUGACAGAGAUUUUGGAAUUCUCAAUACUAUGCAUUAUCAAUCAACAAAUACUCAUGUAGCUCACCAUCUGUUCCCAACAAUCCCACAUUACCAUGCAAAGGAAGCCACUGAAGCCAUUAAGCCUAUUCUGGGGGAAUACUAUCGGUAUGAUGACACCCCAAUCUAUAAAGCACUGUGGACUACUUUUAAGGAAUGUGUUUAUGUUGAGGAAGAUGAAGGUGACCAAAACAAAGGGAUAUAUUGGUAUAAAUAUAAGUUCUGA
Messenger RNA from Daucus carota subsp. sativus, 1113 nucleotides. RefSeq names its product delta(12)-fatty-acid desaturase FAD2-like. The coding region runs from base 1 to 1113 and encodes 370 amino acids. Gene Ontology annotation, molecular function: oxidoreductase activity, acting on paired donors, with oxidation of a pair of donors resulting in the reduction of molecular oxygen to two molecules of water. The transcript has a single exon. Gene Ontology annotation, biological process: lipid metabolic process. Lineage: Eukaryota; Viridiplantae; Streptophyta; Magnoliopsida; Apiales; Apiaceae. The record is from RefSeq and is a predicted model, not a curated record.